This is a messenger RNA of Verruconis gallopava, 2568 nucleotides long. RefSeq lists its product as uncharacterized. Lineage: Eukaryota; Fungi; Ascomycota; Dothideomycetes; Venturiales; Sympoventuriaceae. The transcript has 3 exons. The coding region runs from base 300 to 2141 and encodes 613 amino acids. The record is from RefSeq and is a predicted model, not a curated record.
ACACGACUACCUUCCCUUCACAGCAUCGCGGCUGUCAGACAUCACAGGCUUCGCUUUCGUAAUUGCCCUGCGUCCCGGUCAACGCCUUCAUACACUUUAAACCUCGUUCCUUUGUACGGCGCUGGCCGGUCGACCUCCUCUCCGCGUUUCGUUGAUGAACUCUGGCCCGUCCUGCCCGCCCACUAUGUCUAUCGACGCUUUGGAAGAUAUAUUCUUCAAACGUUCAUGACCUUUGUAUUUUCGCGCAUUACUACUGCAUCCUCUGUACUCGCAUUCUUGAUGCGACGAUAAGCAGGGCUAUGCCAGUAGUCCACCAAUACUCGCCACUUCCCACGCCCAUCCAGCGCGCUACCAUUGUGAACUCGAGUCUGCCUCCUCAGGCUGUGAAUAGCACCCAGUCUGUUCUUGUCGUGUGUGCCUGGCCUGUGAGCGGCCAGUACGGGCCUGGAUCGAGAAUCCUGUACUACGCUCUUGUAGCGGCCUGCGUUCUUGCCAGACGACAAUUAUGGCUUCGAGACGCAUGUCUGGCCGCUGCGCUUCUCUUUCCAGCCGUUGCCGCGAUACACGGCAUCGUGCUGGCAGCAAUGCAUGUUGACAAUGCCGUCGACAUGGACAUUUAUGGUGCCUUUCAGCUGUGCGCCAUAGGCAUCUUGACAGCCCCGCCAACCGUUCGACUCAGCAAAACGUAUUGGAACCAGGUCCAAGGCCGAAAUGUUAUUUUUGUCUGGACAACUCUAAUCCUAGCAGGCUUACUUAGCUUGACUGUGGAGUUCUAUCGAACAUCACCUAAGCCUUGCGAGGGUCUUGCGUCAGGUAGCCCAUUCCCAUGGGGUCAAGACAAUGCCUGCGGAUUGACUUGUUCAGUCAAUGAUGGACCUUUCAGUCCUGCCAGACAAGACUCCGCGAACAACAUCUACGUCAUUCCGAUCCCUCAACGCAUCACCUUUGGAAUGGGCACACUCUUUGCAGCUGCUUGCUGCGUUCCUGCUGUGCUUUCCAUCAUCUCAAUAUGGAACAAGAUCAUUGCAGACAAUCGGGCGAAGAAAAAGAGGCUCCAGCAAAAUGCGACCAGUCGGCGUGAACAGCUGAACCGAGAAUCCAUUGACCGAACCAACAAGAUCAUCCAGAGCCUGCUAAGUGUAGUGGAGAUCCCAGUGUUCGCCGGUGCUGUCAUUGCCUUGGUUAUUCUUGGGGAGUUGAACUUUUGGAGUACACAAGUCAACUACAUGACAGAAAGAAUCGCUUCGAUCGGCCAGUGGGCUCCAAUUGCAGGCACAGGCUUGGCUGUUGUUGGUGCUCUGGCACUUCGUAUAACUGAGAUGAUUCAAAAGCACGAUGGAGAUACUGCUCCUCGUUCUUCUCUAUCUAGCUAUGAGGAAGAAAAGAGAAGGCCUACCAUCGAACUACACGGACCGGACGAUAAUCCUGUUCACGUUGAACCCAGUUAUGUCGCUGACAGUGGCCGCUUUGUUGAAGAACCAAGGAGCAUGUCGAUCAAUGUACCUGAGCUUGUUCAUGUCAAGGAAAGCACCGACCACGUAGAGCAUGCUGUGUGCACUUCGUCGGACUUGGAUCCGGAUGAACGGUUACACCACGUGGAGACAUACGCCAGCGCAAGCACGAGUGCUAGCCGAAGCAAGGACGCCGGCCGCAGCAAAUUCGCUAGCAUAGUCGCGAAAGUCACGGGGAGCCCUGGGCUCGAUCGCGACGAACUAAUAUUCCAGGCUGCGAAGAAGGAGCUGCCUGAACUUCCCGGUGAGCGCAACCGCAACCCAAUGCUACAACAACAGAUAGAACGAUUCGGUCGACACCGGAGCUCGUUUGGAGCCUCAAACGCCCCAAGCCUUUACGGUGAAAGCAAUCCCAGCACAUCAAGAGACCCAUCACCUUUCCCGAGUCCGAAUAUGCCACAUCGAAAUAGGACUCUUCCAACAUCACAUUCAGCAUCCCGGACGACAUCGAGCCCGUUGCCUGGGCCUAGAGUCAACGCCGGCGAAGCACAGGCAUCACGGACAACACGUGAUAGGACCGCGUCAGAACCAUUUGGUCCCCACGGUGGCGCGUCCAGCAGCUCGCCACUCGGUCGAAGCAUGACCCUUGAGGUGCCACAAAUGGGUCGAGGAAAAGGUAGAUGGCCGUAAGUCGCUCCAUGUUCACCUUGUCCCAGUCACGAUAUGGCCUCAUUUUUUUUUGGCAACGUCCCCCUUGAAGGCACGCUUUGCAGACAAAACGCAAGCGUUUCCACGCAAAAAGAGCUAGUGCGGCAACGCCUCUUUGUCUAGAGAUAAACAGAACUCCACAGCAGCAAAAGCUACUGGGGGUCUAUGCCGCCGCGCGGAUCCUGACGUGUCAAGACUCAUUCCUUGAUUUAGACAUAGAUGGGAGUGGGAAAAAGGAUUUACCUUUGAUCUUUAUUUUGAAGAGAUGAUGUUGAAUUUUGGGUCAUACCAUCUUCUGUGUAAAGUAGCGGGAGUAACUGACAUUGAUCUCGUGUACAUGUACUUUAUUAUGACUAGAAUUGAGAUGCAUCUCCGGGCUUUACCCUCGGUCAGGACGAUUUUUAAAAGA